AAGAAAGGGAUUGAAGUUGAUUUACGUUGGCACAAUGGCUACCGUCAGUCAGAUUUGGCCAUUUGAGAGAAGACGCUACCUAAAAGCCCAUGGGAUCACAACACUGUUCAUUUUGGAUCUAUGUUUGCGAUGUGUGAAUGGGUACCUGAGCUCCCCACACGUGGGCCAGGAGCCCCCUUACAGCCGAGAUGCUCAGCCAGUCAUCACCAGCCGGGUGGUUCCUUCUCCAUCUGCAUCUCCAACGGAUUCAGAUGGCUAUGCUGCCAACUGCCCCAGUGGGGGUCAAUGCAACAGACUGCCUGCUGACUGCUUCAACUGCAGCUAUCAUCACAACUGUAGCUAUGGCAAACCAGCGUCUUUCUCUUGCAAGGCCAAGAGAGGAGUCCACUGCACAGUGGAGUCGGGGAAGCAGCAGACCAACUUCUCCCUGUCCAUCACGUGCCAGUUCUGCUGGCAGCUGGACCUGUCUCAGUACAGGUGCUCCAACUCAACCAGCUGUAUGACCGUUGCCUGCCCUCGCAAACGCUACAACGCCACCUGCAAAGUGCUGGACCACGUACACUGCUUAGGUAAAAGAGUAUUUCAGAAACGUUUGUACUGCAACUGGACAGGAGGGUACAAGUGGUCUACAGCACUGGCACUCAGCAUUACACUAGGUGGAUUUGGGGCUGACCGGUUCUAUCUAGGCCAGUGGAGAGAGGGUCUGGGCAAGCUGUUCAGUUUCGGUGGCCUGGGCAUCUGGACCCUGAUUGAUGUGCUGCUGAUUGGAGCGGGCUAUGUGGGGCCAGCCGAUGGCUCCCUCUACAUCUGAGACCUGUGAUUGAUGCCCACUCCACAGGCAUGAUGGUUGUAGGGUUGAUACCCUCUCCAUUUCAGUUUAGACUGUCUGACUGUAAAUAUCCACUCCAUGGAGAUGCCAUCCCAUUAUCACACCAUCUGCGAUAUGGCUGAUAUGGACUGACUGGAGAAUGGGAGGUAGGGACAGUUAAGCAGUGCUUGGAAUUAUAUUGUAACAAUGGCCACCUAUGGUGCUCCAUGGUCAUGCAUAGGAGACCAGUAACCAUGGCUACAGAACACAAAAUGGACUUAUUAUUAUAAUACCGAUAACAGAAACAAAAAGUGCUUGGAAGAAAAGCAGUGUUUCUUCCCUGUAGGUUUUGUAAAAGCAUGUGGCACCUGCUAAGUGUGGUGGACGGUAAUGUGCAUCGGUGGAUAGCAGAUCAACCUUUCAGUGUUCUGUCUGCAAACCAACCAGCAAAAGAGUACUUGAACGGUUAUUUUCUUUGGAGUGUAACAUUGCAACAUGAAUGUCAGAUUGCUUGGUUGAAAAUGUGGUUGGGAUACAGAUUUGGGGAAAUUACAUGGUUAUUAUGGCUGGGGAAAUGACAUGGUUAUUAUGGCUGGGGAAAUGACAUGGUUAUUAUGGCUGGGCUUAUAUUGUGUAUUUAUAUUUAUUGCAUUGUUGAGGGGAGGACGGCUCAUAGUAAUGGCUGGAACGGCAUUAAACGCAUGGAAACCAUGUGUUUGAUACUAUUCCGCUCCAGCCAUUACCAUGAGCCCGUCCUCCCCAAUUAAGGUGCCACCAACCUUCUGUGAUUUGCACCAAUAUGCAUAUGUCAGAUUUCAGCGUUACAUGGUGUAACGGAUGUGAAACGGCUAGCUAGUCAGCGGUGGUGCGCGCUAAAUAGCGUUUCAAUCGGUGAUGUCAAUUGCUCUGAGACCUUGAAGUAGUGGUUCCCCUUGCUCUGCAAGGGCCGCGGCUUUUGUGGAGCGAGGGGUAACGAUGCUUCGUGGGUGACUGUUGUGUGCACAGGGUCCCUGGUUCGCGCCCAGGUAUGGGCGAGGGGACGGUCUAAAGUUCUACUGUUACAAUGGCAUUGCUCUGCAUGCCCAAAACACACAAUCUGUUCUCAUAAAGCUAUGCAGGCUUCAACUAGGUCAUUAACAGGUUCAGAAUGGUUUUAGUACUAGUUUUCAAAGAACUUGUACAACAGGUUUUUUUCUUCAUCGCUAAUCGCCCAGCCCGAAUGGUUACGAUAUGUAGCCUCCCAUAUCCAGAGCUUGAGUAUGUGUGCUGCACAAACUGGUGAAAAUGUGUUCAUGUUCUGGAGGUAGGAUUUGUUUUUUUGGAACACUGACAAUGUUUGAGAAUUGUAAAUAUUAAAUUUGUGAACUAUUAUUGAACUUGGUGCCUUAUUGUCUUCAGCCUGCUGUUUAGUAUUGUCUAGUAUUAUAAGCAUACUUGAAUAAACAAAAUCGUCUGGUGUUAUUUCCAUGAUGAUUGACCUAGA
This is a messenger RNA of Oncorhynchus kisutch (coho salmon), 2291 nucleotides long. Its product is annotated as TM2 domain-containing protein 3-like. The record is from RefSeq and is a predicted model, not a curated record. NCBI's taxonomy places the organism in Eukaryota, Metazoa, Chordata, Actinopteri, Salmoniformes, Salmonidae. The coding region runs from base 35 to 811 and encodes 258 amino acids. The transcript is spliced from 6 exons.